Molecule: messenger RNA, 1210 nt
Organism: Rhopalosiphum maidis (corn leaf aphid)
Lineage: Eukaryota; Metazoa; Arthropoda; Insecta; Hemiptera; Aphididae
Gene: mRpS35
Product: 28S ribosomal protein S35, mitochondrial
Exons: 6
Coding region: 143-1150 (335 amino acids)
Biological process (GO): mitochondrial translation
Cellular component (GO): mitochondrial small ribosomal subunit
Molecular function (GO): structural constituent of ribosome
Source: RefSeq, a predicted model, not a curated record
ACAACUCGCGGCUGGUCUGCUAUCCGAGAGGCGCUUGUCUACCGGUCGUCGUCCUAUAAAAAUAAUAAAUAUUAAAUAUAAAAUCAACUAAAACACUAAGAUUUCACGAUCUACCGUACGAUACAGUCGACAAAAAUAAAAUAUGUCCGCGCUACAAACGGCGCUUCGACGAACGACGGCCGUGAUGAUGCCUAGUGGUUUCCAUCAUCCCGUCCGGGUUUGGUGUUCGACCAAAGCUGUCCCUACGGACGGAAAGUUCAGGGUCUUGGACUUGAAGAAAAAAGCAUUUGUGCCACACGCUAAAAAGAAGUACAAUAAGACCAUCACUUUACCGCCCAGAGCUUUGAGUAUGCCUGUCGAUCAAGAGUGGUCUAAUGUAUGGCCUGGUCCUAGAACAUUUCAUCCAGCUAGUGUGCCAUUGGCAGUACGACAAGGAUAUGAUCAGAAAAGAGCAUCACCAGGAAAAUAUGGCAAUGCUGAGCUAAUGAAAAUUCCAAAUUUCUUGCAUCUUACACCACCGGCAAUAAAAAAACAUUGCAGUGCUUUAAAACAGUUUUGUACCGAAUGGCCCAAGGGUUUAGAAACUGAUGAAGAUUGUGAUAAACAUUUUCCAAUGACAACAAUAACAACAGAUUACUGUCAUUCAUCACCGACGAUUAAAGAUCCAAAAGCUAGAAUAGUUACAAUCAAAAUCAAACUAAGCACGUUAAAUUUAGAUAAACAUGCCAGAGACAAAAUGAUCAGAUUGGUUGGAGACAGAUAUGAUGAAGAGUCUGAUAUACUCACUAUUGUUACUGAUCGUUGUCCGACAAGGAAACAAAACUAUGAUUAUGGAGUUUACGUGCUCACAGCAUUGUAUCACGAAUCUAAUACCUUCGAGGAAUGGGAACGACUAAAACAAGAAGCAGAUAUGGAACAUUAUAUUUGGGAAAACAAUCCAUCAAAAAAAGCCUAUGUUACAUUAACUCGAUGGCCAGAGAAGAUUUCUGAUGAUGAUGUAAAAUCACAUUCUAUUGAUGACGAUACAGUGGGACAGAAAUACAAAGAAGCUGUUACAGAAUUAUUAAACAAUGGCGAAGAUACAUACACUUUGAAUAAAUACAAAGAGGCUGUGCUUUCGGUGUUAUUACCUCAAAAUAUACAGUCUUAGAAAAUUUGAAAUUAGAUAUUUGUUAUUUUGUACAAUAAAAUUAAUUUUGUUCAGACUUGA